Molecule: messenger RNA, 5700 nt
Organism: Otolemur garnettii (small-eared galago)
Lineage: Eukaryota; Metazoa; Chordata; Mammalia; Primates; Galagidae
Gene: TICRR
Product: TOPBP1 interacting checkpoint and replication regulator
Exons: 22
Coding region: 1-5700 (1899 amino acids)
Biological process (GO): mitotic G2 DNA damage checkpoint signaling; regulation of DNA-templated DNA replication initiation; response to ionizing radiation
Cellular component (GO): nucleus
Molecular function (GO): chromatin binding
Source: RefSeq, a predicted model, not a curated record
AUGACGUGCUGUCACAAAGUAAUGCUGCUUUUGGAUACCGCUGGCGGCGCCGCUGGCCACAGCAGGGUCCGGCGAGCCACCCUGCGUCUCCUCACCUACCUGAGCUGCCGAUUCGGCCUGGCCGGCAUCCACUGGGCCUUCAAGUUCUUUGACUCGCAGGGGGCGCGGAGCCGGCCCUCCCGUGUGUCUGACUUCCGUGAGGUGGGGGCUCGCUCGUGGGAGGACUUCGAGGAAGAGCUGGAGGCCAGGCUGGAGGAUCGCGCCCACCUGCCUGGCCCGGCACCCAGGGCCUCCCACACGCACAGUGCCCUGAUGGAGACGCUGCUGGACUACCAGUGGGACCGGCCCGAGAUCACGUCGCCCACGAAGCCAAUCCUGCGGAGCACCGGGAGAAGACUGCUGGACGUGGAGAGCGAGGCCAAGGAGGCCGAGGCUGUGCUUGGGGGCUUUGUGAAUGCCGUCUUCCUCCUGGCCCCCUGCCCGCAUUCGCAAAGGGAGUUGCUGCAGUUUGUGUCCGGGUGCGAGGCCCAGGCCCAUCGCCUGCCGCCAACCCCUAAGCAGGUGAUGGAGAAGUUGUUGCCCAAGAGAGUCCAGGAAGUCAUGGUCGCCCGAAGAAUCACCUUGUACUGGGUGGAUACCACCGAAUGGUCUAAGUUGUGGGAAUCCCCAGAUCACCUUGGGUACUGGACAGUUUGUGAACUGCUCCACCUUAGAGGAGGUACCGUCUUGCCAUCUGAAUCAUUCACCCAGGAUUUUACUAAAGCUAGGGAAAUACUACUCAUGGGUGAAAGAAAGCUGUCAAGUGAACCUCACCUCUCUCCGUGGAUUUCAACUCUGCCAUGUGAUGCUACCUUAAACCGCUUGCUCUGUAAUUCUCCUGGGUAUGAAGACUCAUUUCCAAGGAUAGAAGGAACAUUAUUUCUCCCUGUUGAAAGCAAAAAGAUUAGAGAAACAUGGAUAGUCACCCUAGAGCCCUUGGCUAUGCAUCAGAGACAUUUUCAGAAACCAGUCAGAAUUUUUCUAAAAGGCUCAGUGUCCCAGUGGUCUCUCCCAAUGAGCAGCACUUUUGGGACUGACAGCUGGAUGCUACAAAGUUCAGAGAAGAACACAUCAACUCAAAAGCUGUUAUUUCAGCAGCUGAUAAGCAGGCUGACUGCUGAAGAGUUACAUCUGGUUGCUGAUGUAGACCAUGGUGAAGGCUGGCCUCCUAUCACUGGAGUUAUCUCCCCACUCUCUGCCAAUGCCACGGUUCUCACCAUGUUCCGCACAGAGGAGACUCACUUUCAAAGACAUUUUUGCCAAACAUCUGUGGCCCAGGACCCUCAGGAUACAGCUUCCCUUUUCUCAGGUGUUAUGGAUUGUGUCUUGAAUCAGAUUGAUAAUUCUCUUGAAGAUCUUGCUACUUCUGCUCCUACUGUUCCAGAGUGGGCCCAGCAGGAGAUCCAUCAUACUAUACCCUGGAGUCCAGCUGUUGUGGAGAAGUGGUUUCCUUUCUCUGAUAUCAGUGGUGCCAGUUCAGAUUUGAUGGAGUCAUUUUGGUUACUACAGGCUGCUCCAGCUGAUAAGGAAGAGUCUUCCAAAACCCAAAGUGAAUUAACAUAUUACCUUUCCGAGCUCUACCAGCGAAAAUCUCGUGAAGAGUCCACUAUAGCUAAUCAAGAAGACAGCAAAAAGAAACGAGGUAUCCCUUGUACUCCAGUGAGGCAGAAGAUGAAUACCAUGUGCCGUUCCUUAAAGAUGUUGAAUGUUGCAAGGCUGAACGUAAAGGCUCAAAAGUUAUUACCGGAUGGCAGCCCUGACGUGGCUGGGGAGAAGGGGAUCCAAAAAAUCGCCAGUGGAAGAACAACAGAUAAAUUGGAAGACAGAGGAAGAACACUAAGAAGUUCUAAACCUAAAGAUUUUAAAACUGAAGAGGAGCUGCUAUCUUACAUACAUGAAAAUUACCAAAAGGCUGUAGCCACAGGGGAAAUCAAGCUGUAUUCAUGUGCUCAGAACAUGAUUUCAACUAUUAAAAUGUUCCUAAAAUCAAAAGGCACUGAAGAAUUAGAAGUAAACUGCCUGAAUCAAGUAACUAACAACCUCUUAAAAACUAGCAAAAGUCUUCGACAGAAUCUACAAAAACAACUGGAUAAGAAAGACAAAGUCAGAGAGUGCCAGCUUCAGGUGUUUCUUCGUUUGGAGAUGUGUCUGCAGUGCCCUUCAGUAUAUGGAACUACAGAUGAUAUGGAGCAGGUAGUAGAGGAGGUAACAGAUUUGCUGCGCCUGGUGUGUUUAACUGAGGACUCAGAAUAUCUAGCAAAGUUUCUGGAGGAAAUUUUGAGAUUGUAUAUUGACUUUAUCCCCAAAACACUUGGAAAUCUUUACAACAACCUAGGCUUUGAGAUUCCCCAGAAGUUGGCUGGUGUCCUUCCUUCAGACUUUUUCAGUGAUGACUCCAUGACACAAGAGAGCAAAUCACCACUUCAUUCUGUGCCUUUUUUGUCAAGUGCUCAUAGAUCCAUGUCAGGCAGCACUGAAUCUGACCAACUGGAAGAGCUUCGUACCAGAUCAGCUAAAAAGAGAAGGAAAAAUGGAUUAAUAAGACAUAAAAGCAUUGCUGAGGUUUCACAGAAUCUUCGACAAAUUGAAAUUCCCAAGGUGUCCAAGAGAGCUACAAAAAAAGAGAACUCUCACCCUGCUCUUCAGCAGCCUGCACUCCCAGUGAAAGACUCAGUACAAGAAGUGACUAAAGUUCGAAGAAAUCUCUUCAACCAGGAAAUGCUUUCUCCUUCAAAGAGGACACUAAAGCAGGGGUUGCCUAGAAGCCAUUCUUUGUCAGCUGUGGAAGGUCUAGAGGAUAAACUUGACAAUUUCAAGAAAACUAAAGGUUAUCACAAACUGCUGACUAAGAAUGUGGCUGAGACUCCUGUACAUAAGCAAAUCUCCAGAAGACUGCUUCAAAGACAAAUCAAGGGCAGAUCCUCUGAUCCUGGUCCUAAUAUUGAUAUUGUUGAAGAGUCUCCUGAAAAGGGAGGUGAAAUAAGUUUGAGACGAAGUCCUCGAAUCAAGCAAUUGUCAUUUAGCCGGACAAAUUCUGGUUUCUUCUAUCCUGUAUCUCAGACACAGUCUCGAAGUGUGCGAAGAGUCCACUCAUUCCAGCAAGACAAGUCAGAUCAAAGAGAAAAUUCUCCAGUCCGAAGUAUUUGCUCUCCCAGGAAGCUUCUUUUUGGGGCAGUGUCUGAGAUGAUUAGCCCCUCAGAGAAGGGUUCAGCCAAAAUUAAAAGGCCUUCAAGAGACAUUUUGGGUUCAGAGAUACCUACAGAUUACCAGACUCCCAAGAAGAGUUAUCAGAAAUCUCCAACCUUUCCUAAAACUACACCAAAAAGAUUCCCUCGUAUGCCACAAACUCCAAAAAGACUGCAAACUUCCUCUGCAGAAAUGACACCUGCAAAGCAGGCAGCUUUUAAAGAAUCCUUAAAAACCUCCUCCUUACAUAGCUAUGAUUCACCAUUGGAUUCAAAAAUCACUGCUCAAAAAGGGUACUCUCUGACAGAAGAAGGUGCCUUUCUUGAAAUGGAGGUGUCAAGAAGUCCCAGAGGGCGAGGUGCUCAUCCACCUGGGCUUAUGCUGAAUCAUACUUCACCACAUUCAGUGAAUUCCAGUCAAGAAAGGCCCUCUUGCCCAGCAUCCCCAACUCCACUGACUGCCCAACCUAGGAGUGAGUGUCUGACUCCCAUCAGAUACUCUCUUAGGACACCUCCAAGAGCAGCAGCCUUCCUGACAGCACCUCAGAAUCAAAAAUGCCAAAAGCCUUGGGUCUCUGGAGCUUCUGAGGCAGAGAGACCAGGCCAGAAACUAAAGGAUGAAGCUAUCAAAACCCCAAAGAGACCAGGGAAUACAACUAUCAUUUCUUCCCCACCUAUCACUCCAAAGAAACUAUUUACCUCUCCUUCAUAUGAUAUUUCCAAGAAGGGUCCAUUUAGGACAACUUUGAUAGAGUCUUCUCUCCCUGGAGAACUGGAUGGGAAAGAACCCUGGGUGUCAUCCACAGUAGCCACAUCUCUCUCCUGUGCUAUUCCCUCAACUCCUCCCCAGAUCUCAUGGAUAGCUGCAUCUGACACUAUCCCCCCACCACCCCUUUAUAAAACUGGGAAGCGACGUAGAAAGACCUCUGAUCCUGAAAGGAGCUCUCUGGAGUGCCACCCUAACACCUCUGCUGCUCCUGGGGUUGGCACAGCUGACAGCCCAGUCGCCACCAUAGACUUUACAAAGGACCAGAAAGGGGUAAGCCUGUCUCCUCAAUCUUCUCCUGAAAGACAGAGCCACCCAGGCACUGGUUUCAGGAAUGCCUGGCAUGUGUCAUCUCCUUUGCUUAUUAAAAGUGACACAGAGUAUCUUAGUCUCCUCAGUGAAGGCGAACACCAUGGCAGUGAUAACUUGAAAAGUAACAUCUCACCAGUAGAAGAAGGUGAGGCGCUAAGGACAGUGGUUGAUGAUGAGAAGCCUUCUCUGUCUCACCAUGGAAUUCCUCCAUCUCUUCCUUCCUCUGGACCUGGCUCACCUCUGAUGCCUUGCUAUGACCUGCGCUAUACUGCAGACAGAAGGCAGCGCCAGGCUGUAGCACAACUAGAAAACCCACAGGCAUCAGCUUGGCAUUCCAAAGCAUCUGCCAGCUCGCAGACCUAUGAGGUUGAGCUGGAGAUGCAAGCAUCUGGCCUUCUCAAGCUUCGAUUUAAAAAGAUAGACCCCAGCUCUUUGUUAGAAGCUGAGCCCGUAAGACAGGAGGAGAGCUCUCUAGGUGAGAGCUUCAGCCCAGGUCUCAGCAUGCCCAGGGGCAGUAGGACCUCAGGCAAACCCGAACCCACCUACAUGUUACCACCUUGCCUCCACCCCUCACACAGCACACCAGGCAAGAGUGGGGGGCAAACCUACAUCUGCCAGACCUGUACCCCCACCAGCUGCCGUUCUAGUACCCCUUCUCCCUUUCAAGCAGAUGCUGGGGUUCUGUGGACACCAUCCCCCAAGCACAAUGGCAGAACAACUCCUGACACAAUUAAAGACUGGCCCAGGAAGAAGAGGGCAGUGGGCUGCAAUGCUGGGUCCUCCACUGGGAGGGGCGAGGUCAGUACAGACCAUCCUGGGAGCCUGUCUCUGCUAGAGGCUGAGGUAAAGGAGCAAGGCCUUGAACUUGGUAUCCAUAAGACUCCCAUCUUAGAGGAUUUUGAGCUUGAGGGGGUGUGUCAACUGCCAGACCAGUCACCCCCCAGGAGCAGUGUGCCUAAGGCUGAGGAAGCUUUCUCCUGGGGACAGUUUGGGUUGAGUUCCAGGAAGAGAAUUCUGUCUGCCAAGGAAGAAGCUGAGUGUGGAGCUAAAAGACUCUGUGACAACCUGAGAGAAGACUCAGAAGUUAGUAAGAGUGAGGAGAGGUCUCCGAGUAUGCAGCAGCUCCCCUCCACGGGAGACAAUGAGGUGUUUAUUUCUGGUUCCACUCCACCUCGUGGCUGUGCUAUGCGGAGCUGCCUAUCUGCCAGUGGUCUCCAGGCUCUGACCCAGUCUCCGCUGCUGUUCCAGGGGAGGACACCUUCCUCUCAGUGCAAAGACCACAGAGAUGAGGAUAGGGAUGUAUUUCCCUCCACUUCAGAAGAAUCUCCUUUUAGCCAAGUAUUCUCCAGGAGACGCCCCAUCAGCAGAACUUACUCACGGAAGAAGCUCAUUAGCUAG